This is a messenger RNA of Cercocebus atys (sooty mangabey), 1658 nucleotides long. Its product is annotated as cell cycle control protein 50C. Gene Ontology annotation, biological process: phospholipid translocation. The coding region runs from base 216 to 1172 and encodes 318 amino acids. Gene Ontology annotation, cellular component: endoplasmic reticulum; plasma membrane; Golgi apparatus. NCBI's taxonomy places the organism in Eukaryota, Metazoa, Chordata, Mammalia, Primates, Cercopithecidae. The transcript is spliced from 7 exons. The record is from RefSeq and is a predicted model, not a curated record.
GCCUCCCAAAGUGCUGGGAUUACAGGCAUGAGCCACUGCACCUAGACUUUGACAUUUCUAGUGAUACCACAGUAUAACUGCUGUUAACAAAUUGCUGUAUUGGUAUCAAUCUAGAACAGUGAUUCUCAAACAUGGGCAACAGAGGCCGGGGAUGCAACUAAACAUUUUACAAUCUUACAGGACAGCCUUCACAACAAAGAAACAUCUGGCCCAAGAUGUCAGUAGUGCUGAGAAAAAGAACCCUGUUCUGGAAAUAUCGAAAGGCAAUGCAUAUAAGUAUCUGCAGGACCAAAAUGGAGGAGACACCACAGCAUUGCCUGUCCAGAUUGCCAGACAACUCUGCCCUGAAGCAGCAGGAGUUACCCGCCCACCGGCUGUAUUUCACGGCCAGGAGAGUCCUCUUUGUCUUUUUCACAACAGGAAUAUUCUGCCUUUGUAUGGGCAUCAUCCUUAUAUUGUCUGCAAGGAGCACUCAGGAAAUAGAGAUUAAUUACACAAGAAUAUGUGCAAAUUGUGCAAAACUGCGGGAAAAUGCCUCUAAUUUUGACAAAGAAUGCACCUGCUCUAUUCCCUUUUACCUUUCAGGAAAAAUGAUGGGUAAUGUUUAUAUGUACUACAAAUUGUAUGGCUUCUAUCAGAACCUGUAUCGAUAUGUUCGAUCCAGAAGUAAUAGACAACUGGUGGGCAAAGAUGUAAAAGCUGUUGAGGACUGUGCCCCAUUUAAAAUGUCCGACAAUAAGACCCCCAUCGUUCCUUGUGGUGCUAUUGCCAACAGCAUGUUCAAUGACACCAUAAUUCUUUCACACAACAUUAAUUCAUCUGUACAAAUCAAAGUGCCAAUGCUAAAGAGUGGACUUACGUGGUGGACAGAUAAGUAUGUCAAAUUUCAGAAUCCAAGUUCCAAGAAUCUUGCUGAUGAAUUUAGAGGAACCACAAAGCCUCCAAACUGGCCCAAGCCUAUCUAUGACUUGGAUAAAAAGGAUCCAAGAAACAACGGCUUCCUCAAUGAUGACUUCAUUGUGUGGAUGCGGGCAGCUGCCUUUCCCACUUUCAAAAAACUGUAUGGUCGACUCAAUCGAACACACCAUUUUAUAGAAGGCUUGCCUGCUGGUAAUUACAGUUUCAACAUAAUCUAUAGUAUCCUUUCAUACCACUUUUCUUUCUGGAGAUGAAAGAAAACCUGGCUGCUGGUUGUUGAGAUUCUAUACUUUUCUAUUUUCCAAUCAAAUCUGUAUACCAAAAAAAAAAAAAACCAAACAUGUGUAAGGGAGGAUAAAAUUCUCCUAUUCCCUCCCAGGGGUUAAAGCUGGGACUGACAGAUUAACAACAGAAAAGCAUAUGAAUGUUAUGCCUUUACACGUACAUGUGAGCCCUUACAAGAAAAAUGGAGACUAAAAAAAGAAGCGACUAAGUCUAAGUGCUCAUAUGCUGAACAAAGAAUGGCAAUUGUAGAAACAUAACUAGGAAGAUAAAGGUUAGUUUAGCAAGGCUUUUUUUGUUUGUUUGUUUGUUUGGUUUUGGUUUUGGUUUUGCUUUUUUUUGUUUUGGUUUUUGUAGAAUUCUCUCAGUCUCGACUCUCUGGGAGGCCGCGGCAGGCAGAUCAUGAGGUCAGGAGUUUGAGACCAGCCUGACCAACAUGGUGAAACCCGGUCUCUACU